AUGUUUUUCCACAAUAACUACUUUAUCUUUCAUCAGCUUGGGGCUCCAGUAUACUCUGAUAACUGCCAGACCUGCGUGUGUACAGGAAAUGCAAACACUGCCGAGCCGAAAAUCUCAUGUACAGAUACUCCAUAUAGUGUACAGUGCCCCUUGGGCUUUAAACUGAAGAAGAGCACACAACACUGCUGUGGGGAGUGCGAGCAGACUCACUGCGUCCUGAACUUCAAUGAUUCCACUACUACUUACCAUCUCAUGAAUCCUGGAGAGAUGGUUCUUUCUGAAGAUAACUGCACCCUGUAUAGCUGCGCUGUGAUCAGGAAUCAGUUCAUCACAUCAAUGUCACAGAUCUCUUGUCCUCUAUUUAAUGAAGAUGACUGUGAACCUGAAACUAUUGAUUUUUUACCUAAUGGCUGCUGUAAAACGUGUGAUAAAAAGACAACUUCAUGCAAUCUGUAUGAAUACUAUGACUAUCUGUCAUACAAUAAUUGUCGCACAGUAGACUUGGUGAAGAUGGCUCGUUGCGAUGGGUCAUGUGGGACAUUUUCCAUCUACUCUUCAGUUGCAAAAGCCAUGUCACAUAGGUGUGCCUGUUGCAAGGAGGUGCAGACCAGCCAGAAACUGGUAUUGCUCCAAUGUGACGAUGGAAGUCAAGUAGAGCAUGAGUACAUUGCAGUGGAGAAAUGCGACUGUAUGGACAUAACAUGUAAACCAGUGGAUCUCGAUGAAGAAAUGAUAUCUGCUUCUACCGAGGACCCAAGAGAAAGCUUAAGCUCAAACAAUCUGCAUUAACAUUUCAAUAAACAUAAUACAAAGACGAAUGGAAACCCCUACAAAACCUUCUGUAAACUGGCAUU
Hyla sarda is the source of this 854-nucleotide messenger RNA. RefSeq names its product intestinal mucin-like protein. The record is from RefSeq and is a predicted model, not a curated record. Bases 1 to 789 code for a protein of 262 amino acids. Gene Ontology annotation, cellular component: extracellular matrix. The transcript has 6 exons. NCBI's taxonomy places the organism in Eukaryota, Metazoa, Chordata, Amphibia, Anura, Hylidae.